Molecule: messenger RNA, 468 nt
Organism: Dioszegia hungarica
Lineage: Eukaryota; Fungi; Basidiomycota; Tremellomycetes; Tremellales; Bulleribasidiaceae
Exons: 1
Biological process (GO): DNA integration
Molecular function (GO): nucleic acid binding
Source: RefSeq, a predicted model, not a curated record
AUCCUAGACAGCCUCCAUGAGGGAGCAGGCCACAAAGGUCGAGCCGCUACCUAUGCCAAGGUGUGGAGCAGGUUUUACUGGCCUAAUCAGGUGAAGGAUGUCGAGGAGCACAUCAGGUCUUGCGCUGAAUGUCAGCACAGAGACUACCAGAGAUAUGAAGGGGAACUCACUAGCCCCGAAGUCCCCACCCUCUUCGGUCAGAUCCACAUCGACUGCACCAAGGUGGCGCGGAGAAGAGACAUGCCGCCAGGAGUCCCUACUGUGCUAAUUCUCGCAAGAGACAGCCUGACGGGGUGGUGUGAAGGAGCAGCCCUGCCUAACCAGAAGGCAGAGACUGUAGCCAAUUGGUUCUUGGGACAAGUGAUCCCAAGGAUAGGAUUGAUAGGACAAUGUACUGUUGAUCGAGGAACAGAGUUCAAGGGGCAGUUUCAGUCUGUCCUCGCCAAGUACCACAUUAAGCUCGUCCGC